AUGCAGCUGGUAGCCUGCUUAGCGGUGCUGGUGCUCUGGGUGGCAGAGGCUGUAGAGAAUUGUCCCGAUGUCUGUAAAUGCACCAAGCAAACCAGCCCUGAAAGGUCAGAGGUCAACUGCCAUAAGAAGGGGAUGAGGAAGUUCCCCUCCAAACUGCCUCCGGAUUCCUGGAUUCUUAAAAUGGGUGAGUCCACUGUUUGCAAUUGUGGGAAAACCACCUUCCCACAAGCCUUGUUAAAAAUAGGCUAAAGGAUUGAAACUGAAUCUCUCAUUGAAAUGUGAUCAAUAUGCCCCUGAUGGGGUUUUGCCAAUAACCUGAAACUAAAUAUAAACUUUUAAAAGUAUGUGCCAGCUAUUUGUCUCGGAAUCGAUAGGCUCUUUUAUUGACAUAACCACAAGAAAGAGGCUGGUCUUACCAUUUUCUGUUGUGAUUUCUUUCUCAUACUAUUUCUGUGGUCGAUGUCCCAGGCGAGAACAGAAUGGUAGACCUCCCACCAAACGUUCUGAAACCUAUCCCCAAGAUCGAAAGCAUCAACUUGGAACGCAACGUCAUCAAAUCAAUACACCCCCAGGCCUUUUCCGGAGCCCGGAGGCUGAUGCUGCUCAACCUGUAUGGGAAUCAGAUCAACAAACUCCCCCUGAAGGGCUUCCAGGACCUGCUCAACCUCCGCUUCCUCAUGCUGGGCCAGAACCAGAUCUCCAGUGUCAAAGCAGACAUGUUCACAGGCAUGAGGAACCUCUCAGACUUGGACCUGCCUCUCAACUCUCUGACUGCCCUCCCUUCCAACGCCUUCAAGCCCUUGAUUGCCCUCAAGGUCCUGGACCUGGCCCUCAACCGCAUCCAGAGAAUCUCCACCAAGGGCUUUGUGGGCCUGACGGAGCUGCUGUUCCUCAACCUGGACAACAACAGCCUGAAGAGCAUCCCGGCUGGGGCCUUCAAGCCUCUGGCCUCCCUGGAGAUGCUGGUGCUGGAUAACAACCUGAUGUCCACGCUGACCUCAGCCACUCUGGAGGGCCUGUCCAACCUGCAGGAGCUCUACCUCAGGAACAACGAGCUGGAGAGGCUGCCCCAGGACCUGUUCAGACACACACCCAAGCUCUCCCAGCUGGCCCUCAGUGGGAACAGGCUGAAGACUGUGGACGGAAACAUGUUCACCCAGCUGUCUGGUAAGAGACUGAUACUGUUCAUCAAACUAUUCUAUAUAGCCUUUUUUAUUAUAUUUGUGAAAUAUAUAUGAUGUGUCAUAUGUGUACUUUGUGCGUACCAUAGAGAGUUAAAGGUCCAAUGCAGCCGUUUUUUUUCUCAAUAUCAAAUAAUUUCUGGGUAACAAUAAAGUACCUUACUGGGAUUGUUUUAAAUUAAAAUGGUCAAAAAGAAACAAAAAUAGCUUCUUAGCAAAGGGCAAUUUCUCAAGCAAGAAUUUUGCUAAAACUGUCUGGGAGUGGUCUCAGUGGGGAGGAGAAAACUGAAAAUGAGCUGUUAUUGGCAGAGAGGUUUGGAACUCUCUUUCUUAUUGGUCUAUUAACUAAUUUACCGCAUCGUGAUGCCACCAUGGAAGGCCAAAACUCCAUCCCACCAAAACAGGCUGAAACAGCUCUUACACUAAAAGGGCAAUAUGAUAAUUUUCACAAUUUCACAGUAUUAUUCCAACCUCAUAGUGUGGAAAUAUAUAGGCAACUGCCAAAAUAAAGAAAACACCAACAUAAAGUGUCUUAAUAGGGUGUUGGGCCACCACGAGCCAGAACAGCUUCAAUGCACCUUGGCAUAGAUUGUACAAGUGUCUGGAACUCUAUUAGAGGGAUGCAACACCAUUCUUCCAAGAUAAAUUCCAUAAUUUGGUGUUUUGUUGAUGGUGGUGGAAAAUGCGGUCUCAGGCGCCGCUCCACAAUCUCCCAUCAGUGUUCAAUUGGGUUGAGAUCUGGUGACUGAUUCAGCCAUGGCAUAUGGUUUACAUCGUUUUCAUGCUCAUGCCCUGUGGAUGGGGGAAUUGUCAUCCUAUGGGGGCAUAGCCAUGGUAGCCAAAAUAAUGGCCAGAAUAAUGGCCUGCCCAGCAUUUUUAUACAUGACCCUAACAUGAUGGGAUGUUAAUUGCUUAAUUAACUCAGGAACCACACCUGUGUGGAAGCACCUGCUUUCAAUAUACUUUGUAUCCCUCACUUACUCAAGUGUGUCCAUAAUUUUGUUACCUGUAUAUAAAAUGCAGAAAAAUUACAGUUCUGACUGCACUGGGCCUUUUAGUUACAUUUGGUAAUACAAAGUCUUAUCCAUUUGGAUUAUGCAUCUAAUCUGCAUCUAAUCUGACUGUGAUUCUGCGCUACCUCCUACCAGGCCUGAAGGUGGUGUAUCUCCAUGACAAUCCCUGGACGUGUGACUGCAACAUCAACGGCCUGGUGCGCUGGAUGUCCCAGACCAAGGCCAACCUCUCCCCUUUGGAGUCCCUGAGGUGUGUUUCCCCGGCAGGUUACCGCGACAAAGCCCUCAAUAGCCUCAAAGACCAGAAUCUACGCUGCCGGGCCUAG
Coregonus sp. 'balchen' is the source of this 2520-nucleotide messenger RNA. The record is from the annotation of a GenBank genome assembly. NCBI's taxonomy places the organism in Eukaryota, Metazoa, Chordata, Actinopteri, Salmoniformes, Salmonidae.